Messenger RNA from Fusarium venenatum, 633 nucleotides. RefSeq lists its product as uncharacterized. The record is from RefSeq and is a predicted model, not a curated record. Lineage: Eukaryota; Fungi; Ascomycota; Sordariomycetes; Hypocreales; Nectriaceae.
AUGCUCCACACCCUCGUAUUGGCCUCCUUGGCCAUACUCUCCUCUGGCUACCCUCGGGUUGUUUCAGACGAAGAAGACAAUGCGAUUGGCUUGUUCCACAUCAAUGAGGCACGCCGGGCAGAGGGACUCAAUGAUCUUACCUGGGAUGAAUCUCUUGAAAAAUCCGCUAAAUCUUGGGCCGACAAGAUUGUUGAUGGAAAAGUAUCCUUCAAUUAUCGCCCAGCUCGGUAUCCGAUAUCAGGCCAAGCCAUAUAUAUGGAAGACACAGCAACUGAUUGCGUGGGGCAAUCGUUUGAGGCUACUCUCCAAAGCGCAGUGGGAAGUUGGCUUCGCAAAGAAACUAACACCGACGAUUAUUAUGCAUGCAUGAAACCCGCCGCAGAAUACGUGGGGUGUGGUAAAUCUAAGCAAACGUUCGACACUGAUGGAGGAAAGAAGUGCACCUUUUACGACGUGUGCUUUUUUUCCUACGGUCGUUGGUCACCACCAUCACCACCACCGCAGUCAACACAGAAGCCAUGUGUUCAUCAUCACUGGGGUCACCCCAUUUACAUUCCAACGCCUGUCAAAUUCACCCCCAGCGAGGACUCAGAGGAUGAGGCCAAGCUUGAAUUCUCUGAUGAAGAAGAAUAA